Molecule: messenger RNA, 1196 nt
Organism: Baudoinia panamericana UAMH 10762
Lineage: Eukaryota; Fungi; Ascomycota; Dothideomycetes; Mycosphaerellales; Teratosphaeriaceae
Exons: 1
Coding region: 243-1157 (304 amino acids)
Molecular function (GO): oxidoreductase activity
Source: RefSeq, a predicted model, not a curated record
GGGACAUUCACGAAACUUAUCCAGGUUCAUCGCGGCCGGCAUCUUCUAAGCAUGUUCGGCCGAAGCGUUCAAGGACGCCUAGCAUGAAAGAAAUAUAAGAGGCUCACGUAGGUACAAAGUAUGCUUCCCUCAUUACAUCAGUUCAAAUCCGCUGCAUCUUGCACCUCCCACGAGUAAUAUAACGCAACAGACAGCAAAGACCAGUCACACAUCCAGCGAGCUAGUCAACUCCUUCCGACAAGAUGUACCAAGCACAGGUUUCCGCAUGGGGCGAAGCACCCAAAUACGUCGAGGUUGACGAUGCACCUACACCAGGAGCAGACGAUGUCCGUAUCAAAGUCAUAGCAACCGGCGUCCACCAGGUCGUCCGAAGCCGCGCAGCAGGUAAACACUACACGAGUGGCAGCCUCCCUCACGUACCUGGCGUCGAUGGUGUCGGUCAGACAGAUGACGGGCAGCUGGUCUACUGGUUCACAAUGGACGCCGGCUCGAUGGCGGAUCAUGUCGUCGUGCCGAAACAGAACGUCCGCGCACUACCCGCCGGCACCGACCCAGUGCAGGCUGCUGGGAUCAUCAACCCUGCACUCUCAAGUUGGAUGGCGCUGAAGACGCGCACGAACGAUCUCCCAGCCGACUUCACUGUGCUCAUUCUUGGCGCUACGUCUGCAUCCGGCCGUGUCGCGAUAUCAAUCGCUCGGUCUCUUGGCGCAAAAACUGUCAUCGGCGCAGCGCGCAAUACGUCGGCCAUGAAGCCACUAGAGCUCGAUGGAACCAUCACGAUCUCGGAGAACGUAGAAGAGACCGACUUCAGUACCCUUGGCGAUGUGGACGUCGUGCUCGAUUACGUCUACGGACCAUUAGUCGUCCACUUGUUCCAAUCGCUCAAAUCUGCCAGGCCAACUCAGUAUGUGCAUAUUGGCGGCUUGUCCGGUCAACUGGACAUCAGCUUACCUGCGGCUGUGCUGCGCUCCAAGAACUUGACCAUCAGAGGCUCUGGACCUGGCGCGUGGCGCAUGCGGGACGUGGCAAACACGAUCGACGGACUGCUGGCACUGAUUAAGGAAGUCCCAGAGCAGCCGGUGAAAGUGGCGAAGCUCAAAGAUGUCGAGUCAGUUUGGGAUCAACCGGUGACAGGGCGGCUGGUGUUCGAGCCAUGAGUAGCUUGUCGUUUAGACCUCGGUUCGCAUGGAUGCUAG